AUGUCUCAGGAAUCGUGGCGACCGAGCGACCCCACCACCUUGCUCAUCCCCAAGGCCCGGGGAGGGCGAGCACAGCAAGCCCUCUACCUGCUCCUGGCUCUGUGUGCCACAGCGCUGUACCUCGCCAGGGAGCCCCUCGCGCCCACCGCCCGCAGCUUCACCUCCCACUUUGUGGCCCUGCAGAUCGGGGUGCUGCUUAAGGGCACCUGCUACCUGGCCGAGGAGAUCUUCCACCUCCAGUCCAGGCACCAUGGCAGCUUCUGGAGGGUCCUGAGCGCCUGCUUCCCCCUGCGCUGGUACAUGCCUAUGCUGCUCGCCUCUGGCUCAGCCUACGUGGCUCUUCUCUAUGGAGACGGGCAACCGCUCAGCCUUCACCUCAGCCUGGCCAGCCUGUGCCAGCUCCUCAUCCUCGCUCUGGGGCUCCACAAGCCCUCAGCAGUGGAAAUGUCUGAGAUGUCUGAGAGGUCCAAGCAGAACGUUGCUCAUGGGCUUGCCUGGUCUUAUUACAUUGGGUACCUAAAAAUAGUCCUGCCACGGGUGAAAAAGUCAAUGGAGGAAUUCAUCAGAGCCAACCCCAAUGUGCUGGCCUGCAGGGAGACCUGGAAACUCCACAUCUUGGUCCCUCUGAGCUGUGAUGUCUAUGAUGACCUGGAGAAAGCUGACAGCAAUAUCCAGUACCUGACAGACCUCACUGAAACCACCUUGACUCGAGCUGGCACCAAAAAAAGGGUCUACAAACACAGCCUCUAUGCAAUCAGGGAUGAAGACAACAAGCUCUGGCACUGCGCAGUGGAGUUUGCCACCCCACUCCAGUCCCUCUACGCCAUGUCCCAGGACGAGUGUGCUGCCUUCAGCCGGGAGGACCGUCUGGAGCAGGCCAAGCUUUUCUACAGGACAUUGGAGGAGAUCCUGAAAGGCUCCAAGGAGUGCACGGGUACCUACCGGCUCAUUGCAUACGAGGAGUCGGGUGAAGCAGAAACCCACUUCUUGUCCAGAGAGAUGCUGCGGCACCUCCGGCAGCAGCGUCACGAGGAGUAUGCCGUGUGUGAGGGGAGCCAGCCGCACAACCCAUCCACGACCCUCAGCUCAACAGAGCUCAACCUCCAGAUAAGCCAGUACGACCUGCAACAGCCUAUGUGCGAAGCGACUGCUUGUAAAGCACCGCAAGUGCCACCCAUGGCAGCGAUCCCCAGCCUCCUGCAGGAACUGCCCACCAAAAGCUCCUAUGCCUGA
Opisthocomus hoazin is the source of this 1233-nucleotide messenger RNA. The record is from RefSeq and is a predicted model, not a curated record. NCBI's taxonomy places the organism in Eukaryota, Metazoa, Chordata, Aves, Opisthocomiformes, Opisthocomidae.